Messenger RNA from Striga asiatica, 1779 nucleotides. The record is from the annotation of a GenBank genome assembly. Lineage: Eukaryota; Viridiplantae; Streptophyta; Magnoliopsida; Lamiales; Orobanchaceae.
AAAGAAAUUCAAGUUCAACUCUCAUAGCCUUCCAUUCAAAAUUACGCCUCCCUUUAUUCUCUCCGCUCCCUUUUCAUCAAUCUUGAUUGCCCAAACAAGCUCCACCCAAAACUCAACUUCAGCCCUUCAUUUUCCCUUUUAUUCUUUUUCUUUUUUUACAGUUUCCUGUAUGAAAAAAUUAGUGAAGCGCAAGGUAAAGUAGAUGGAUUCGGUGGCUCUUGAUGGUGUAAUAAACCGGUUGCUCGAGGUUAAAGGGCGGCCGGGAAAGCAGGUGCAGCUCUCUGAGUCGGAGAUCAGGCAGCUCUGUGUGCAGUCCAAAGAGAUUUUCUUGCAGCAACCUAAUCUUCUUGAGCUCGAAGCACCCAUUAAGAUCUGUGGAGAUAUUCAUGGUCAAUAUUCCGAUCUCCUUAGACUUUUUGAGUAUGGCGGGUUACCCCCGAAAUCCAACUACCUUUUCUUGGGGGAUUAUGUCGAUCGAGGAAAGCAGAGCCUAGAAACAAUCUGCCUUCUGCUUGCCUACAAAAUCAAGUACCCUGAAAACUUCUUUUUACUGAGGGGCAACCACGAAUGUGCCUCUGUCAAUCGUAUAUAUGGCUUCUAUGAUGAGUGCAAGAGGAGGUUCAAUGUGAGGAUCUGGAAAGUUUUCACCGACUGUUUCAACUGUUUGCCUGUUGCUGCUCUAAUUGACGAGAAGAUUUUGUGCAUGCAUGGUGGGCUCUCGCCCGACCUUCAAGACUUGGACCAGAUUCGCAAUUUACAGCGUCCAACUGACGUACCUGAAACGGGCUUAUUGUGUGAUUUACUUUGGUCAGACCCUAGUAAAGAUGUGAAGGGGUGGGGGAUGAAUGAUAGAGGCGUGUCUUACACAUUUGGCCCGGAUAAAGUGGCCGAGUUUCUCGAGAAGCACGACCUUGACCUUAUCUGUCGUGCUCACCAGGUUGUUGAAGAUGGAUAUGAGUUUUUUGCUGAUAGGCAGCUGGUGACAAUAUUUUCUGCCCCGAAUUACUGUGGGGAGUUUGAUAAUGCAGGGGCCAUGAUGAGUGUGGACGAAACCUUGAUGUGCUCUUUUCAAAUUCUAAAGCCCGCUGAAAAGAAGCCCAAAUUUGGAUUCGGUAGUACAACUACUACUAAUACUAAGCCAGGGACUCCUCAACCAAAAGCAAAGACAUUUCUUGGUGCCAAAAUAGGAUGAGACCACAGUAAGUAGCUUAAGAAGGUAAAUUGUGAUAUUUGGUAAGGAACAAAGACAGGACAGCUUUGUAGUUUUUUGUGGAUCAUGCUGCUGUUUUUGGAGAUUGGCAAGACAUUAGUAAAAUCUCAACCCAGGAUAAAAAACUGGGGAAGGCUGUAAUAAUUCUUACUUAAAUGUCAACCAAAGGUUUUGUGACAUUACGUAUUGAACUGAGAAAAUCAAAAGGACUGCUGGACAUUGUGAAGCAUUCAUUUCAUAGGGGGGUCGGAUGUAAAGGUGAUCAAUGGUAAAAACAUCUUAUGUCUCAUCUACACUGAAUUUGUGAGUGCCUGUAAAGUGUUAUGAGUCAAUCUGGUUUUGAUUAAUGUUAUCGUGCGUCGCUUUUUCCCAACAAUUUUCCAGGAAACAAAAUGAAAACGUGAUUCAGUCUGGUUCGUUAACAAGUGUUUGGCCAGAGCUGGUUUGCUCCUAAAAACCCGUCCAUAGUCCAUAGAUUCAGUUCCUUAUUCUGCUUGCUUUUUUUAUAUUUGAAGUUAUUAUAUUUAUGGUGGUAUUUUGCUUGCCCAGCUGCCAAUAUUUGAAAUUUG